UCAGCAAAAAGGAGUGGAAGAGUUUCAGGAGAGCGAUAAAACUCACCCAAAAGGGAGGGACAUGUGACGCACCACAAUCUCACAGGCAACACUUCAGCUCUGAAAGACAAAGCAGGAUUGCAGGUGAGUGUCAUUGUGUUCUUUUUACAGGCAGCUAAGCACCUCUGCUUCCCAAUUCUUCAAGUUAUGGAGGUGAAGCUGCUGGUGUUACUAUAAAAUGUGGAUACGUUUUUUUACAUGAAGAGAAACAGGGGAGACUGUUGGAAAGAAAAAGCUAUCUGAUGCCCUCUGGACGGAUUGUAAAAUCUACUCUAGAUUUUUAUCUCACAAGACUUCAGUGAAGACAUCAAUACUGGAUAACUGAUAUACUCUGGACUUUUAUUGACAGCCUGGACAUAGCAGAACCUUCUGUGAAGGGGAUGAAUGGAAGUUGGAUUACCUUUUCUCUACAGAUAUACAAUACACAGAAAUAACAGCAAAGGUAUAAUCUGAAAUCAUGUCAGACUUCCAGGAAAAAAGUUUGAAUGAGAAUGUGGUUUUCCAGCCACUGGAUGAAACCUGUCCACAGUUUCUUUACUCGGAGAGGGAGCGUGAGGCAGUGGAGAGACUCCUCAGUGGUGGGCCGGAGGCCUUUUACAGCUCCAUUGGCCCAGAGCUCUCAAGCUGCUUCCUAUCCCCCGAGGAGGUGAGUCAGAUGAGCAGCUCUGUUCAAAGCUAUCGCUCCAAUGAGCCGCAAGUGAAAGACCAGCAUGGAUUUGAGACAAGCUUUGAUUCUGAGAACUUCUGUUCCACCUACGACCCCACUAUGCCGGACAUGCCGGUCCCAAACCUGGAGCUCGGCUGGCCGCAGAAACCCACCUGGGUCCUCAACAACAGCGUCAAAGUCUACUCAAGUUCUCCUGCUGAGGGACAACUGCAAGUCAGAGAGGUUAUCAGGCAAAUCCUACAAACAGCCAGAACUGUAAUUGCUAUUGUGACAGACCAAUUGACAGACAACACGAUUAUCUUUGAUUUGCACACCGCUGCGUCCCGAGGUGUGCCCGUCUACAUCAUCUUGAACCAAAGAUCCCUGCAGGGGAACUUCACCCUGAACAGGCUGAGGCAUCCAAACAUAAAGACUCGUAUUCUUGGAGGGAAAACCUUUUGUUCGAGGACUGGAAGGAUGGUGGUUGGGGAUGUGAAAUCCAAUUUCAUCCUGGUGGAUUUAGAGACAGUGAUUCAUGGCAGCUACAGCCUCACAUGGAGUGACGUCCAUCUGCACCGGCAACUCAUCACAGUCCUGAGAGGACAGAUUAUCGACUCGUUUGACCAAGAGUUCAGGAUCCUGUUUGCUGAAUCCUUACCAGUGCCUGACACUUGGAUAGUCCCUGCUGCAACCCAUGCAUGCAUGCCUCACCAGGCCACUGACUCCUCACAGCUGCAGCUCCUAAAAGAUCUUUCUGCUGAGUCUGAACUAAGUAACCCUCCAUCUCCACCUCCUGAUGUCCUCCUGGACUGGGAAGCAAUGGGUGUUGUUCACAAAGACAGCGGCCAUUCUGCUUCUCUUCUAAAUGAACAAAAUGGAAAUAUUGCAGAGAAAAUGUUACACCUGGAAAUAAAUGAGGCAAAACCCGCUAAGGAGAGAUUACCUUGCAAUGAACACCUUGAGGAAAGAAAAAGCAAUGCACAAGUAACCUCAGAGCCAACACGCCUACCAGUUUCAGAUGGAAUAAAAAGGCCGGAGCAUACAAAAGAAAGGAGCAUAUCCAGGGAACGCUCUCUAGAGAAACAGCCAAACCAACAUGAGAGGGCUGUAACUAGAAUUGAUGUUCCACCAGAUCCAAUCAAUUCAUAUCCUUAUAAGAGAAGAACACCGACUAGGAUGGAGUCCUUUUCAGAAGAGGACAAGAACACAGACAAUCAUAGCUCCAGUACAAACACAGACUCUACCAGAGAGAAGAAGCCUUUAAUCGUAAGAGUGCCGCACAAUGGGAACUUUAGCUCUUUGAGUGAUAUCAUGAGAAGACUCAAGCGGGGAACACCAGGGGUUCACAAGAGAGGGAUGAACUCCACCAUGUCAGACCAGACCCAGUCCAUGUGGGACCUGAGCACCCAAAGUGACAGAGAGGUCCCAGUUCCUCGGUUUCUCACCGGUUUCAACCCAGAGCACAUGACCCCUGCUUUGGUACUGAUGAGGAAAAGGAAUGAUGAACUGAAAUCUUCAAUAAACCGACCUUCAGCUAAAUUCACGCCGGCAGAGAGACCUCGCAGCUCCACCUUAAACUCCAGCAUUUACCUGAGGAAUCUGUCAAACAGCAAAGAAUCCACAUUAUGAGUGUCACCGUUGAACCCAGCCAUUGUUGCAGCAUAUUCUGUGACUGUAUGUUAAAACAGUAGGAGGGGCUAUUAAGCUUUUAAACUGUAUUUUGGCUUUAAAGAAGAGUUCUACUCUCCAACUGUAUAAGUGAGACCGAAGAGAAAGAGGGUGGGGCAAACAAAGGGCAAUAAAAAAGUAAUAAUUUAAACAAGCCCUUUCCUAAAAUUGUGACUUCCAUAGAAAUUCUCCCUAAACUUAACUCAUACAAAAAGAGAGCACCAAGAUCAGUGUAAAUGUAUAUUAUUAUUAUUAUUAAUAUUAUUGUUAAUCUUAAAACAUAAAGCAGUUGUGUUAUGUUUACAAUUUUGUUUGCUUUUUUCACACUGGUAUAAUUGAGUAAUAUCAAAAAUAUAUGGGCAGACAAAAUGACAGGUGAUAUCACAUAUUGUGACCAUAACGUAACUUAAAUACUAACCAAACUGUUUCUCGUGAAUCAUUACCUCAAAAUAAAAAUAACCAUUGAACAAUUUAUAU
Molecule: messenger RNA, 2830 nt
Organism: Cyprinodon variegatus (sheepshead minnow)
Lineage: Eukaryota; Metazoa; Chordata; Actinopteri; Cyprinodontiformes; Cyprinodontidae
Gene: sack1e
Product: protein FAM83F-like
Exons: 8
Coding region: 497-2314 (605 amino acids)
Biological process (GO): epidermal growth factor receptor signaling pathway
Source: RefSeq, a predicted model, not a curated record